Hydra vulgaris (swiftwater hydra) is the source of this 2181-nucleotide messenger RNA. RefSeq names its product ubiquitin carboxyl-terminal hydrolase 46. Lineage: Eukaryota; Metazoa; Cnidaria; Hydrozoa; Anthoathecata; Hydridae. The record is from RefSeq and is a predicted model, not a curated record. Gene Ontology annotation, cellular component: nucleus; cytosol. Gene Ontology annotation, molecular function: cysteine-type deubiquitinase activity. Gene Ontology annotation, biological process: protein deubiquitination.
UUUUGUUUUAUUUUUGUUUCUGUUUAUUAACUGUUUAUUAGAUUUUUUCUGAAAAAAUAAAAAAAUAAAAUAAAAAAUAAAUAGAUGGGUCCAGUUUAGAAGUUAAAGCAAUGGGAGCAAAUGCAUCCUCUUUAGAAAAAGACAUUGGGUCAGAAUUUCCUAUUAAUGAGCAUUUUUUUGGACUAGUUAAUUUUGGAAACACUUGUUAUUGCAACUCUGUACUGCAAGCAUUGUAUUUUUGUCAACCAUUUCGUGAGAAAGUUCUCUCUUACAAGCCCUUGAAUAAGCGUAAAGAGAACCUUUUAACAUGUUUGUCAGACCUUUUUAAUAGCAUAGCUACACAAAAGAGAAAAACAGGAGUUAUUGCUCCAAAACGAUUUGUAGCACGUCUUAGGAAGGAAAAUGAACUGUUUGACAACUACAUGCAGCAAGAUGCCCAUGAGUUUCUUAAUUAUCUACUGAACACUAUUGCUGAUCUUUUGCAAGGUGAAAAGCUAAAGGAGAAAGAAAAAGAAAAACUUGGAAGCUUAAGCAGUGUUAGUAGCAAAGCAAGUGGUAGUUCAGGGUAUUCCACAACCACAAGUCAGUUUACUUUAAAAGAGCCUCCUGAACCUACCUGGGUGCAUGAUUUAUUUGAAGGUACACUUACAAACGAAACACGAUGUCUUUGUUGUGAGACAUUAAGUAGCAAAGAUGAAUCAUUUUUGGAUAUAUCAGUAGAUGUUGAGCAGAAUACAUCAAUUAGUUAUUGUUUGAAAAAUUUUUCUUUCACUGAAACUCUGUGUAGUGAGCAAAAAUAUUUUUGUGAAGUGUGUGGUAGUAAACAAGAAGCUCAAAAAAGAAUGAUGGUGAAGAAAUUACCUCAGAUACUUGCAUUGCAUUUAAAAAGAUUUAAAUACGUUGAACAACAGCAGAGGUUUACCAAACUAUCGCAUAGAGUUACAUUUCCGCUUCAACUUCGAUUAUUUAAUACUUUAGAAAAUGCAACUCAUCGCGACCGUUUGUAUGAUCUUUCAGCGAUUGUAGUUCACUGUGGCACUGGUCCAAAUCGUGGUCAUUACAUUGCAAUAGUUAAAAGUCAUAACAUUUGGCUGCUUUUUGAUGACGACAUUGUAGAUAAAAUCGAAACUCGUUCAAUCGAAGAUUUCUUCGGAUUAACUACUGACGUACAAAAAAACUCGGAAUGUGGUUACAUAUUGUUUUACGAAUCGCAUAAGUUAUCGUUAAAGUAGGUCUUCAGCACAAAAUGUUUGGGAAAUAUUUAUCUUGAAAUUUAAAAAAUGUAACACUCAUUAAUAUUACCACGUGUUACGUUUAUGCUUCCGAAAAACGAUUGCACAACUACAUUAAUUGUUGCGUCGCACGAUGAUGAUAUGAAAAAUAAAUAUAAAAAGACUAAUUCGAAGAAACGUUAUAUACAAUAUGACGUCAUACUACAUGAAAGUUAAAACAGUCUAAGGGAAAUGUUUACCCAAAUCGAUGGGGGUGAACUUCAUUUUUAAUUUGAAUUUUUACAUUUUUUGUAUUAAUUUUUUGCUUUUUUAAUUAUAUAGAAUUUAAAAGAUAAAAUAUAUUUGUUAUUUAAACUUUUACAUUUACUUGCAAUGAUGAUCUUGGUGGUAGUAUGUUUUGUAUGAUUAAUUGAAGAAGUGAUAAGUUAUUGAUUGAAGAAGUGAUAAGUUAUUGAUUGAAGUGAUAAUUGCUUAUUUUAAAAUUUUGAAACUAGUUUUAUCAAAUGUAUUUGAAAUCUAAUAUACCGAAGUCCCUAAUGAGUAAAUGCUGUUUGUUUUUUUGUUUUUUUUAAAUAUUAUAUUGAAGAUAUUAUUUUUGUUUUACGCCAAGCACCAAAACAGGGCCGACGACACCGGGGGAGGGAGGGGGCAUCGGGCAUGUCUUCCCCCCAUUGCACUAAAAUUUUCUAAAGGAUCGUUUUUUUUUCUUUUUUCAAAGAAUGUUUAAAUAUUGAUAUAGAGGACUUUUUUCACAAACUAAUGGUUAUGCCUGCCCACUUCAAAACCCGUGUCGUCGACCCUGCAAUAUAUAUUUUUUAAUGCUUUUUUAUAUUGAAUUCGGUAAAAGCUUAUUUUAAGAAAUGUCAUUUUUACGACAAAGUUCUUCUCUAAAAGUUUUAUUGGAUAUUUAUUAGAAAUUUCAUUAAAGUAAGUUUGAAAUGUUAUUGGA